UUGAAGUAACAAUCAACAUUGCAGAACCAUGUAUCGUGCUGUGCUCCGACUCUGUAGGAAACAACUAUUGGAAAAGUCCAUCCAAGGCUGGCAUAAAGAAUGUCGUGUACUUGGGUUGUCCGUUGAUUCUAAUUUGAAAAGAUGUACAAGCAGCACAGCAACAGCAACAGCAACAGCACCAUCACCGUCACCAUCAAUGUCCAGUUAUGAGAGUCUGGUUGAAAGACGACUAUUUCUGAAGGCAGCGUACGCAAGAUCGGCAGAUGCCAAGGUCGCCGCUGUGACGACAGUUGACGGCGGCAGAAAUGUUGAAAUCAAAUGGGACGACGGUAGCGUAUCAAGAUAUCACAGUAUGUGGCUGCGUCAAUCUUGUCACUGUCCAUCCUGCCGCCUAUCCACCAACCAGCCCAUAGUGAACUUCAAGGACGUUGAUGUCGACGCCACUGUGUCAGAUGCCCGGCUUGACGGUGACAAGGUUCUCAAGGUAAUCUGGAGUGAUGACAAGAACCACACGGGGUUAUUUCCCGUUCCUUUUCUGAAGCACUACAGCUACAGUGACAAAUCACUGGCAGAAAUAAAACAUCAGCGCAAGAUGGUCUUCAAUUCUGAGGCUCGGAUUCCUGAGGUAGCGUACAGUGACGUUAUGGGCAGUGACACCGGCCUAUUCCAAUGGCUAGACAAGCUCGAUAAGUAUGGAAUAGUUCUGAUGAAAGGUGUACCAACGCAAUCCAUGACAAUUAGAAAGGUGGUAGAGAAAAUUGCGCCUAUCCAAUCAACUGUGUACGGGGAGUUAUUUGAAGUGAAGGACACACCACAGCCUAUCAAUUUCGCCUACUCAACCGUGAGACUGGAGUUACACAUGGACCAGCCAAUGUACGAGUCUCCCCCAGGGCUGCAGUUCCUGCACUGCCUAAGAUUUGACAAAGAAGUGAAGGGAGGGGGUAACUUCUUCGUGGACGUGUUCCAUGUGGCUCACAUUCUUAGAGAGCAGUACCCAAAAGAGUUCCAGGACCUUGUACGGAUACCUGUCAACUGGGAAACGGUCCACUAUGACAGGGACGUCCCUGUUCACAUGUCUUACCAAAGACCGCACAUAACCCUCAACAGUGACGGAGAGAUUGUUGGCGUAUCAUGGCAUCCAGGUCUUGUUGGACCUCUGCUAACAAAAGAGGAGGACGUGGAACCAUACUACAGAGCUUACAAAGUCAUGGCCACCAUGGUAAACACCUUCCCAUUGCAGUACCGACUCCGUAUGCAGGAAGGGGACAUGAUCUCAUUUAACAACAGACGUGUCCUCCACGGGCGGGAGAGUUUCAACCCAACUGAAGGCAUCAGACAUUAUCAGGGAUGUAAUCUUCAGAUUGACGAGUUCAAGAGUCAGGUACAGGUGUUUUCUAACAAGAUUGGUGAUGGCAAAUUGGCAACGAGAGCGGGAAACUUGGACUUGCAAUAGCACAUGUCAAGUUACAAAACCCUGUAGAAGGUGCUUGAAACGUGAUGACCCACGCAUGACUGUGUAGCCAGGGUUGUGUUACAUAUAGUGAUCAUACAUAAUCCGUCGCACACAUCUGGCAUAUAUAUUAAUUCAAUUUCCAGUACAUUUACGGUACACCAAUCCAAUAAAGGAAAAGCAUUAUUGACUUUAAAUACAAAUAUGUGCCAGAUAUGGGAGCCAAAGUGUGUUUAUCAAGUAACAUGUUCUACCAUUGAUACACCAGCAUAAUAAUGAAAUCCUGAUGGAAUAAAGCUAAAAGAUCU
This is a messenger RNA of Haliotis rufescens (red abalone), 1758 nucleotides long. RefSeq names its product gamma-butyrobetaine dioxygenase-like. Gene Ontology annotation, molecular function: oxidoreductase activity. The coding region runs from base 29 to 1453 and encodes 474 amino acids. Gene Ontology annotation, cellular component: mitochondrion. The record is from RefSeq and is a predicted model, not a curated record. Gene Ontology annotation, biological process: carnitine biosynthetic process. Lineage: Eukaryota; Metazoa; Mollusca; Gastropoda; Lepetellida; Haliotidae. The transcript has 15 exons.